Messenger RNA from Rattus rattus (black rat), 867 nucleotides. It is a transcript of the gene Aqp10, whose product is annotated as aquaporin 10. The transcript is spliced from 6 exons. Gene Ontology annotation, molecular function: urea transmembrane transporter activity; water channel activity; glycerol channel activity. Gene Ontology annotation, cellular component: plasma membrane; basolateral plasma membrane. The record is from RefSeq and is a predicted model, not a curated record. The coding region runs from base 1 to 867 and encodes 288 amino acids. Gene Ontology annotation, biological process: water transport; glycerol transmembrane transport. Lineage: Eukaryota; Metazoa; Chordata; Mammalia; Rodentia; Muridae.
AUGGCCUGUGCUCUGCUUGAAAUGAGGGCCCACCUCCAGAUCCGAAGCCUCGUGGCCCGGCAGUGCCUGGCAGAGUUUCUGGGUGUGUUUGUGCUCUUGCUCCUCACUCAGGGGUCUGUGGCCCAGGCUGUCACUAGUGAAGAGAAAAAAGGCAACUACUUUACCACCUGUCUGGCGAGCUCUCUGGCUGUUACAAUAGCUAUCUACGUGGCAGGAAAGGUCUCAGGAGCCCACCUAAACCCAGCCUUUUCUCUGGCCAUGUGCAUGGUGGGACGCCUCCCAUGGGCCAAACUCCCCAUUUACUGCUUUGUGCAACUGCUGUCUGCUUUCUGUGCCUCAGGGGCCACCUACGUUCUCUACUAUGAUGCCCUCCAGCACUACACAGGUGGGAACCUGACAGUGACCGGUCCCAAAGAGACGGCCUCCAUUUUUGCCACUUACCCUUCCCCAUAUCUGUCCCUGAACAAUGGCUUCUUGGAUCAGGUUCUGGGUACCUGGAUGCUGAUUGUGGGGCUGUUAGCUAUCUUAGACAGACAGAAUAAAGGGGUACCUGCAGGUCUGGAGCCCGUGGUGGUGGGACUGCUGAUCCUCACUAUUGGAUUGUCCAUGGGUGUUAACUGUGGCUCUCCACUCAACCCUGCCCGGGACCUGGGCCCAAGGCUCUUCACCUACUUUGCUGGCUGGGGCCCUGACGUCUUCAGUGCUGGUAAUGGCUGGUGGUGGGUGCCUGUAGUGGCUCCUAUGGUGGGGGCCACCCUGGGCACAGCCACCUACCAGCUCCUGGUGGCUCUGCAUCACCCUGAGGAUUCAUCUCAACUCAAGGCUUCAGACUUGGUUACUCUGACUCAGCUGGAGUGUAAGCUGUGA